AAAGUAUGGGAUCCAUUCGAAGUUUCGAACCACCCGAUUAACUAACUGGACCCGAUCCAAUUCAAAAAAAACCUGCAGUUUCUACCCUCUUGGCUCUUGACACUCUCAAAGAGGGAAAACCCCAUUAAACCCUAAAUUGAAAAUUGAUUGAAUUAACGUAGCAGCUUCAAAGCAAUGGCUUUGACAGUCUCCAAUGUAUUUCACUGUCCAAACCCAGAAAUUUCACUGAGGAAUUAUAAUCUCAAAGCCCCACUUUCAAGAUUCCCAUCUUCUUUUGUUAGGUUUCCUAGAGCAAUUUCAUGGAAUAAACGGAUGAUUUGUGCUGCUGCAUCAGCUGCAGGAAGUUCGAAUUCAGACAGUGAGUUAAAUCCUUAUGAGGUUCUAGGUGUGAGCCCCAUUGAGGGAUUUGAGAAGGUCAAGGCAGCAUAUGCAAAGAAACACAAGGAGGCUGAGAGAAAUAAUGAUGAAGCAACUGCUGCCCGACUUGAGAAGGCAUAUGACAAACUCAUGAUGGAACAAUUAAGUAAACGGAAAAAGGGGGUGACAUUUGGUUCAUUUAAGGUUUCAAAGGAGGUCAAAUAUGCUGAUAAGCAACCUAUUGUACCAUGGGGGCCAAGGUACUCCAAGUCUGAUGAAAAAGACAUGCGCAUAAACUUAGCAAUAUCUGCAGCAUUUAUGGCUUGGAUUGCUAUCAAGCGCUAUGCUGAAUACAAACCUUUGCAAUUUUUAGCUUUUGCAUUUGUUUACCGAAUUUUUGAGAAGUUGAAAAAAUUUGAGCCAGCUGUAUCACCAACAGUUACAGAAGAGGGUGAAGAUGAUGGACGAGCAUUGCGAAUGGGAAAACGGAUUCUUCGUUCCCUUGGACUUGUUUUCGGUUGUAUUGCUGUUUCCUCUCUGGCAUUCACUGGUAUUUUGAAUUUCAUUGAAUAUGCAAACGGUUUCAUACCUGUUUUUCUCUACAACAACCAGGAACUGAUAAUCACAGCUUCAUCUGCGGUCAUGCUCUACAUAAUGGCAUCGUAUUACAGAUGAUGAAUCCAUGGAAGCUUUCACUGGGGAAUCGGUUUGAUUAGUAGUUAAUAUGGCUGUCAAUUUUGUCAAAUGAAAUUCUAAUCCUGUAUGAUGGACAUCAUUAAGCAAAGUAAGUUGGUUAUAGCAUCAAUUUUAUUCAUUUGUAGUAUGCAAGCCUAUUGUUAUAUUGUUCAUCUUCGGCAAAAUUGGCUUUGGAAUCCGACCAAUAAAUUUUGGAGUGUAUCUAAUUUUGUGUUUUUUUUUUAUUUUUUUUUAUUUUUCACAUGUAGAAGUGUUAUAUUCAUAUGUAAAAGAUGGAGCACUGCAGAAUAUUAGAACUGCACAAAGUAAUUUUUAGAUGAAAGACAAUAAUUGAAAUCAA
Pistacia vera is the source of this 1393-nucleotide messenger RNA. RefSeq lists its product as uncharacterized. The record is from RefSeq and is a predicted model, not a curated record. Bases 175 to 1032 code for a protein of 285 amino acids. Lineage: Eukaryota; Viridiplantae; Streptophyta; Magnoliopsida; Sapindales; Anacardiaceae. The transcript is spliced from 10 exons. Gene Ontology annotation, cellular component: chloroplast membrane.